AUUAUAAUAAGAACUUUUUUUCUUCCUUGUUUUUUUUUUUUUUAAAAUAAUCCAUUUUAGUUUAUGGUUGAAGAUAUUUUUGAUAUAGCAUUCACUCAUGUUCCAUCAUCAGACAAGUGUUUGAAGUCAUGACUUCCAAAUAUGGAUGGACUAAGCUUUCUUUAACAAGAUUUUCUUAAAAAAAAAAAUUGAACUCCCAAAAAAAAAGAAAAAAGAGACUAAUUUUCUUGAUUGGUGGUGAAAUUUAUGGCUAUGUACUAUCAAGGAGGUCCAGAAAUCCAAGCUGAUGGUCUGCAGACACUUUAUUUGAUGAACCCUAAUUAUAUUGGCUAUACUGACACACAUCACCAUCAUCAUCAACAACAAUCAGCCAAUAUGUUUUUCUUGAAUUCCGAGGCGGCGGCGGGGAAUUUCCCCCACGCGACCCUUCCUAUGCAAGCACACGGGCAGGGGCACUUGAUCGGAGUGCCCCUCCCCGUUGGUUUUCAGGAUCCGAACCGCCCUUCCAUUCAGGAAAUUUCGGCCUCUCAUCAUGGCCUUCUCUCGCGUUUGUGGAGCUCUGGUGAACAAAAUUGCCCUGGAAGUGCUGGUAGUGAUGGAGGAGGAGGAAAUGGAAACCAAUCACAUAUACCGUCUUCUACCGUGGUUUCUCCCAACUCAGGUAGUGGUGGAGGCAUCACCACGGACUUUGCUUCCCAAUUAGGGUAUCAAAGACCGGGAUUGGUGUCACCGACACAGGCGCACUAUCAAGGACUUUCUCUAAGCCUUUCUCCCCAACAACAACAACAUAUGAAUUUCAAGUCUAGUCUUCCAUUAGACCACCGUGAAAUUUCAACAACAAAUCAUCAAGUCGGAAUAGUAUCAUCAUCAUCAUUACUAUCACCAAGAACAAAUACUAAUAAUAUCGAUCAUAUUCGAGGAUCAGGGGCAUCAUCGUCAUUUUCAAUUUCUAAUGGGAUGAAUUUGGGUUCUAAGUACCUAAAAGUUGCACAAGAUCUUCUUGAUGAAGUUGUUAAUGUUGGAAAAAACAUCAAAUUAUCAGAUGGCUUAGAGGGUGGUGCAAAGGAGAAACACAAAUUGGACAAUGAAUUAAUUUCUUUGGCUAGUGAUGAUGUUGAAAGUAGCAGCCAAAAAAAUAGUGUUGUUGAUCUUACAACAGCUCAAAGACAAGAACUUCAAAUGAAAAAGGCCAAACUAGUUAGCAUGCUUGAUGAGGUGGAUCAAAGGUAUAGACAAUACCAUCACCAAAUGCAAAUGAUAGCAGCAUCAUUUGAGCAAACAGCAGGAAUUGGAUCAUCAAAAUCAUACACACAACUUGCUUUGCACACAAUUUCAAAGCAAUUUAGAUGCUUAAAAGAUGCAAUUUCAGGGCAAAUAAAGGACACAAGCAAAACUUUAGGGGAAGAAGAGAACAUUGGAGGCAAAAUUGAAGGAUCAAAGUUGAAAUUUGUGGAUCAUCAUUUACGCCAACAACGUGCACUACAGCAAUUAGGGAUGAUGCAAACAAAUGCAUGGAGGCCACAAAGAGGUUUGCCAGAAAGAGCUGUUUCUGUUCUUCGCGCUUGGCUUUUCGAGCAUUUUCUUCAUCCGUAUCCCAAAGAUUCAGAUAAAAUCAUGCUUGCUAAGCAAACAGGGUUAACGAGGAGCCAGGUAUCGAAUUGGUUUAUAAAUGCUCGAGUUCGACUAUGGAAGCCAAUGGUAGAAGAAAUGUACACUGAAGAAGUGAAGAAGAACAAUGAAGAACAACAUGGUUUAGAUCAAGAUCGAAAUAUUGUGAACAAGAACAAUGAAGUUGUUGGCUCAAAAUUAACUGCUCCACAAGACAAAUUACCAAUUCAUGAUGCUGAAAUUUCUACUUCCACCAUUAAUUCAACAUCUCCGACGGGUGGCGGUGCCUCGCUUCCGACUCAUGCGGCUGCAGGUUUCUCCUUCAUUGGCUCAUUAAACAUGGAGAACAUUGAUGAUCAAAGGAACAACAAAAAGCCAAGGAAUGACAUGCAGAAUUCUUCAACUAAUACUAUUCUCUCAAAGGACACAGAAAUGAAUAAAGUUGUCCAAGAUGAUCAGACCAUCAAAAGUGAAAAGUUCAAUGGUAACAACAAGAGACAAACAAGAGAAUGUUACCCUCUAAUGAAUCCCUACACAAUGGAUGAUCAAUUUGGAACAAGGUUCAAUCCAAAUCACCAACAAUUGGCAACAACAAGUACUUUUCAUCAAGGAAAUGGUCAUGUUUCUCUUACAUUAGGGCUUCCACCAAAUUCUGAAAACCAACACAAUUUCUUGCCUAAUAACCAAAACAUUGGAUUGGGAAAUCAUUACAAUCCUCAAGAUUCACAUCAUCCAAAUGUUAGCUAUGAAAACAUUGAUUUUCAGAGUGGAAAGCGAUAUGCGGCUCAACUAUUACAAGAUUUUGUUUCUUGAUGAUACAUAUAACAUAAUUUGCAGGUAAUUAAUCAGCUUGGAACAUCGUGAAAGGCCUUGGAUAAAAGAAGGGAGUUGAGAUUUAGUGAUCUUAUAUAUGUAUAGGUAGAAAUUUUAGUUAGUAUAUAUAUAGGUUAUACUUCUAGUUUCUAAAUGAAGAUACAAUUUUAUUUUUAUUUUGUUUUUGUAUUGAGAUAGCUAGCUAGCUUGGAUUAUUUAUUGUUGUUGCAUGCAACAAAAGAAGAAGAAAAAAUAAUUUAUACAUGCAAACUAUAGUAUGUUGUAAAUUUUGUGCUUUUUUUUGUUUCAAUUUGCAUAUAUUUGGAUAAAUUUUGCAGA
Solanum dulcamara is the source of this 2760-nucleotide messenger RNA. Its product is annotated as BEL1-like homeodomain protein 1. Lineage: Eukaryota; Viridiplantae; Streptophyta; Magnoliopsida; Solanales; Solanaceae. The coding region runs from base 247 to 2421 and encodes 724 amino acids. The transcript has 6 exons. Gene Ontology annotation, biological process: regulation of transcription by RNA polymerase II. The record is from RefSeq and is a predicted model, not a curated record. Gene Ontology annotation, molecular function: RNA polymerase II cis-regulatory region sequence-specific DNA binding; DNA-binding transcription factor activity, RNA polymerase II-specific.